AUGGUAAUGUCUUCAAAUCACACCAACCUCAGAGACAUCUGGUACACCAUGAUUGGGAUCCCAGGACUAGAAUAUGCACACAUUUGGCUCUCUAUCCCCAUUUGUUCAAUGUAUAUAGUGGCCCUUGCAGGCAAUACCCUAUUAAUAUUCCUGAUCUUCACUGAUCACAGUCUUCAUGAACCGAUGUACCUUUUCCUCUCUAUGUUGGCCCUGGCUGAUAUCAUUCUAUCUACAGUGACCACACCAAAGGUUCUUGCAAUCUUCUGGUUUCGAGCUGGAGGCAUUUCUUUUGCUAGCUGUGUGUCUCAGAUGUUUUUUCUCCACUUUAUGUUUGUGACAGAGUCUGCCAUACUGCUGGCUAUGGCAUUUGACCGUUAUGUGGCCAUCUGCUUUCCACUAAGGUAUACUACCAUUCUAACUCCCUCAGUCAUCGGCAGAAUGGGCCUUGCAUCUGUGACUAGAAGCUUCCUCAUCUGUUUCCCCUUGGUCUUUCUUGUUUAUCGGCUCACCUACUGUGGGAGAAACAUCAUUCGGCACUCAUACUGUGAACACAUGGGCAUUGCCAGGUUGGCCUGUGACAGCAUCAAAGUCAAUAUUUACUAUGGAAUGACUGUACCUUUAUUUUCCAUAGGCCUGGACAUUGUGCUUAUCAUCAUCUCUUACACCCUUAUACUUCAUUCAGUAUUUAGAAUUCCAUCUCGAGAUGCCCGACUCAAGGCUCUGGGUACAUGUGGCUCCCAUGUCUGUGUCAUCCUUCUGUUUUAUACACCUUCUCUCUUUACCUUUUUUGCUCACCGUUUUGGGGGCCACAGCAUACCGCGUCACAUGCACAUUCUCUUUGCUAACCUCUAUGUGGUGGUACCUCCUACCCUCAACCCCAUCAUUUAUGGAGUGAAGACGAAGCAAAUUCAAGAGAGGAUUUUCCAGAUGUUUUCUUUCAGUAAGGCAUGUUUUUGA
Molecule: messenger RNA, 957 nt
Organism: Peromyscus californicus insignis
Lineage: Eukaryota; Metazoa; Chordata; Mammalia; Rodentia; Cricetidae
Product: olfactory receptor 52Z1P-like
Exons: 1
Coding region: 1-957 (318 amino acids)
Biological process (GO): G protein-coupled receptor signaling pathway
Cellular component (GO): membrane
Molecular function (GO): olfactory receptor activity; G protein-coupled receptor activity
Source: RefSeq, a predicted model, not a curated record